Messenger RNA from Linum trigynum, 2325 nucleotides. The record is from the annotation of a GenBank genome assembly. NCBI's taxonomy places the organism in Eukaryota, Viridiplantae, Streptophyta, Magnoliopsida, Malpighiales, Linaceae.
AUGGAGAACAACACUGUGCUUCCAUUGAUGAACGCUACUAUUCUCCUCCUUCUUCUUCUUUCUGGAGUAACUUCCCUUUCUGCGACUUACCCCAAUACAAUCCACGGCGACUGCUCCGACAAGUGCGGGAACGUCACCGUUCCGUACCCUUUCGGAAUCGGGGACCCCAAAUGCGCAUUAUCUGAGGCCUUCUUCCUCAAUUGCACUAGUAGUACUAGUACUAGUUCCUCCGCCGUCGCCGCGGCGGCUCCGCCGCCUGAGCUACUGCUCGGUAACAUUCCCGUCACCAACAUCUCCCUCGAGGAAGGCACCUUAUCCAGCAUCGUGUACGCCGCCUACAGCUGCUACGACGGGAACGGUUUGAUGGAGGACCACUAUUUCAAUCAGUCGAUCUCGCUCGAGGGAGGACCCUUCAGAUUCUCCGACGCCCACAACAAACUCACGGUCUUCGGCUGCGACGCCAUGGCGGUAAUGACCGACUCCCCCGGCAACUUCGGAAGCGGCUGCAUCUCCUUCUGCAACGGCGUUUCCGCCGCCAACGUCUCGCGGAGGAUUUCGGCCGCCGCGAACGCGUCGGUCUGCUCCGGGAUCGGGUGCUGCCAGAGCUUGAUCCCCCAGGGAUUGCAGACGCUGGAUUUCACGGUGGAGCGCCCGGGGAACAACCUGAGCGACAUUUGGGAGUCGAAUCCUUGCGUUUUCGCUUUCCUAGGGGACAACAGGUUUUUCGAUUUCGCCGGCUUGGACCUGGGCGAGAUUCCCGACCGAAAUCCGAGUUUGAGCACAGCGAUCGAGUGGGUGGUCGAGGAGAAGCACUGCGAGGAGGCGAGAUCGAACGCGCCGAGCUCUUACGCUUGCCGCGAGGACUCCGAUUGCGUUUACUCCGAGAACGGGAAUGGUUACAGGUGCUUGUGCAAGCCCGGGUUCAGAGGAAACCCCUACCUUGGGUGCCAAGACAUCAAUGAAUGUGAGGAGCCAGAGAAUUACCCAUGUCAUGGACGUUGCAAGAACACAAAGGGGAACUAUACUUGUAGUUGUCCGGUUGGGAUGCGUGGCGACGGCAAAGUUGCUUGCCAAGUAUCCAGUGUUACGGCCAUUGUUGCAGCAACCGGAGGCAUCAUCUUGCUAGUCACGAUCGUUCUUCUGGCCUUCAUCAUCUACAGACGAAGAAAGAGAGAGAAGAACUUCUUGCUCAACGGUGGAAUGCUAUUGAAGCACCAAAGAGUGAGAAUCUUCAAAGAAUUCGAGCUCUCCAAGGCCACCAAAAACUACGACGCCACCCACUUCCUCGGCGAAGGAGGAUUCGGCCGUGUCUACAAAGGAAUCCUCCCUGACAACACCGUCGUGGCAAUCAAGAAACCUAAAGGCUCGAUCGACAAGGCUCAAACCAUCAACCAAGAAUUUGAGCACGAAAUCACCAUCGUCUCGCAGGUGAACCACAUCCACGUCGUCAAGGUGGUCGGGCUCUGCCUCGAGACCAAGCUCCCGCUCUUGGUCUACGAGUUCAUCCCCAACGGCACCCUCUUCGACCACGUUCAUAGGCAGAGGUCUGAUCUCAUGUCUACAUGGAAAAACCGACUGAGAAUCGCGACGGAGAUUGCUCAGGCGCUCGAUUACAUGCACUCGCUGGCGAACCCGCCAAUCAUCCACGGGGAUAUCAAGUCGACCAACGUUCUCAUCGACGAGGGUUUUCGCGCCAAAGUCGCCGACUUUGGCGCCUCUGUUCUGAUCUAUCCCGACCAGGCAACCGCCAUGUUUGAUAAGAUCCAAGGCACGUUGGGUUAUCUCGACCCCGAGUAUCUCGUGACGGGUAAUCUCACCCCGAUGAGCGAUGUGUACAGCUUUGGAGUCGUGAUGGUCGAGCUUCUGACAGGGCAGAAGCCUUACUCUGGAAGCUCGACCAGAACCGAGGAGAAGGUUAAUUUGGUUCAGUAUUUUCUGAGUUCGAUCGGAGAUAUGAAUUUGGGAAGGAUUAUAAAUUGUGUGGUGGUUCGAGAAGGGGAGAUGGAGGAGAUUGAGGCGUUUGCUGAGGUGGCGCGGAGGUGCUUGAGUUCAAGUGGGAUAAAGCGGCCUGCGAUGAAGGAGGUGGCGGAGGAGCUUGGACGGCUGUUGAGGAGGUUGGAUAAGAAAUAUUGGGAGUCUGAUCGGAAGGGUGAUAACGGCGGGGAGGAGAUGGAGUGUUUGUUGAGGAAGAAUGGUGGCGAAUCUUGUUCGAUGUCGUUUGGUGGGGGUUCGGAGUUUUGGUCAGGGAGGACGGAGGAGCUGCCGGCGACAGAAACUCAUAGCAUUGUUGCUAUGGAAAUGGGGUCGUAUGAGAUUUUCCGAUGA